CGAUCGUACUCUCGCCCCGGGGUCUCCCUUCCGGACGCAGGGAGCGCGCGGGGCUCUGGACAGUCAGUUACAGCGCAACGGAGCGCGAGCAGCCGCCGGCGGCACCAGCUGUCCCGGUACUCGGGCCGGGCUGCAGAGGGACGUGUGGUUCAUUCGUCUGCUCUCCAAGGACCAGAGGACUUGGGCUGGCAGCAUGCGGUGGGUGCUUCGAAGCUGGCGGCUGGUGCGCCCUGGCCUGGAUGCAGCCCUGGUGCGGGGGACACUAGGACGGCCCCAGGGCAGCCGUGCUGUGGGCAGCGCGGGCGCCAGCACCGAGUUCAGCUACGUGGUGGUGGGCGCGGGCUCGGCGGGCUGCGUCCUGGCGGCGCGGCUCACCGAGGACCCCGCCGAGCGUGUGCUGCUGCUGGAGGCCGGGCCCAGGGACGUGUGGGCGGGCAGCAAGCGGCUGUCAUGGAAGAUCCACAUGCCCGCGGCGCUCGUGGCCAACCUGUGCGACGACAGGUAUAACUGGUGCUACCACACGGAGCCGCAGCCGGGCCUGGAUGGCCGCGUGCUGUACUGGCCGCGCGGCCGCGUGUGGGGCGGCUCCUCGUCCCUCAACGCCAUGGUCUACGUGCGCGGGCACGCCGAUGACUACGACCGCUGGCAGCGCCAGGGCGCGCAGGGCUGGGACUACGCGCACUGCCUGCCCUACUUCCGCAAGGCGCAGGCGCACGAGCUGGGCGCAGACACGUACCGGGGCGGCGAUGGGCCUCUGCGGGUGUCGCGAGGCAAGACCAACCACCCACUGCACCUGGCCUUCCUGGAGGCGGCGCAGCAGGCCGGCUACCCCUUCACGGAGGACAUGAACGGCUUCCAGCAGGAAGGUUUCGGCUGGAUGGACAUGACCAUCCAUGAAGGCAAGCGCUGGAGCACAGCCUGUGCCUACCUGCACCCAGCGCUGAGCCGCCCCAACCUGCAGGCCGAGGCACGAACGCUCGUGAGGAGGGUGCUGUUUGAAGGGACUCGGGCAGUGGGCGUGGAAUACGUCAAGAACGGCCAGAGCCACGUGGCCCGUGCCAGCAAGGAGGUGAUCCUGAGCGGAGGCGCCAUCAACUCCCCGCAGCUGCUCAUGCUCUCAGGCGUCGGGCCCGCCGAUGACCUCCAGAGGCUGGGCAUCCCUGUGGUGUGCCACCUGCCCGGGGUCGGCCAGAACCUGCAGGACCACCUGGAGGUCUAUGUGCAGCAGGCGUGCACCCGCCCCAUCACCCUGCACUCCGCACAGAAGCCCCUGCGCAAGAUCUGCAUCGGUCUGCAGUGGCUCUGGAAAUUCACAGGGGACGGAGCCACUGCCCAUCUGGAAACUGGUGGGUUCAUCCGCAGCCAGCCUGGGGUCCCCCACCCCGACAUCCAGUUCCACUUCCUGCCGUCCCAAGUGAUUGACCACGGCCGGGUCCCUACGCAGCAGGAGGCCUACCAGGUGCACGUGGGGACCAUGCGUGGCACGAGCGUGGGCUGGCUCAGACUGAAGAGCGCCAACCCCCAGGACCACCCUGUGAUUCAGCCCAACUACCUGUCCACAGAGGCCGACAUCAAGGACUUGCGCCUGUGUGUGAAGCUGACCAGAGAGAUUUUUGCCCAGGAUGCCCUGGCUCGCUUCCGGGGGGAGGAGCUGCAGCCGGGAAGCCACGUUCAGUCGGAUGGAGAGAUCGACGCCUUCGUGCGGGCCAAGGCUGACAGCGCCUACCACCCAUCGUGCACCUGUAAGAUGGGCCAGCCCUCCGACCCCACCGCCGUGGUCGACCCACAGACCAGGGUCCUCGGCGUGGACAACCUCAGAGUCGUCGACGCCUCCAUCAUGCCCAGCGUGGUCAGCGGCAACCUGAACGCCCCAACGAUCAUGAUUGCCGAGAAGGCAGCUGACAUCAUCAAGGGGCGGCCUGCCCUCUGGGACAAGGAUGUCCCCGUGUACAGACCCAAGACCCUGGCCACCCAGCGUUAAGCCCCUGCCUGGGGAUGACCAGAGCCACUUAGAGUAGCCGGCACGGUCCUGGCUCUUUUCUGACACUGGGACCCGGAGGCCUCGGCUCGGUGGCUGCAGACUGGAUGAUGUUUUAGGAACGGGACCAGGACUGGUGGGUGAGUUGAGCUCCCUUGCUCCAGCACCUGCUUGGGAGAUGGGCAGGACUGUCCUCUGGAGGGCCGGCACAGGAGGAGGGUUAGCUCCGCCCUGUCCUUGUCUCGUGGUCACGUGGCUUUCUCCUAUCCAGAGCCCUGCAGCCUUGAGCCCAGUGGUUCAUUCCAAGCCUUCCUGUUGAGGGCAGGUGCUGUGUGCCUUGGCGCUGCACCUGCGCCUUGCACCCUCCGUCUCCAGCUGCAACCUUUAGCUGAGGCCAAGUCUUACAGGCAUCUGCUGGGCCUGGGCUGGCACCCGGGUUCCCUGCGGGGAGAAAAGCAGGCUUUUCCUUGGCCACUUGAGCCGUCACCCUGAGCAAGGCGGAUCACUGAGGGGCCCGCUUCUCUGGUGCUCCCCGUCCAAAUAAGCAGGAUGCGUCCUGCUGAGGGAUCCAGGCGCCGUCUCCUGGGACGGGAGUGUGGCAGGGAUGCCACAGUGGCUGCACUGGUGGUGGGCUCGGGAGUUAGUGACUCACAGGGUUUUCCUGUGAGCAAGAGACGCACACAGCUGGGUCCCCCUCAGCCCUGGGGAGCAGCCGGCAGCAGACAGGGUUAGCGCUCAUCCUAUAGACGUCGCCGCUGGGAAGAGACCAGGCUGGAGCCGAGCCGAUGGGGGAGGCCGUGGGGUCCCGCCCUGCACCAUGAUCCUAUCGAAACGCAGCUGCAGGGAUGGCGAAGACUGGAGGUGGGGCAGCCACGAGCCCCGUCCACCAAGGGGCGUCUUGUCCUCCGAUACAGGAAUGCAUGACUGGGUUCUGAACGGGAUGUCUUUUCCACACCGCUCUGCCGAGGGAAUCAAAACUGAGUUCUGAUUGCUUCCCUCUGAAUUGCUGCCCGAAUGAGGAGGGGCUCACAGGCCCUGGCCACCCCACCGCUGCAGCGUAGGUUUCUGAGAAAACCCGACCCGGCAGGGUAGCAACAAGGCAGCCAUCGGACCUCUCCUUCCUUGUAACAUCGCACGCGGUUCAAGUUGACUCUCCCGUGUCUGCUGCUGACUCCGCCCCGAGGCCGCUGUCGCCCAGGCCGGGCCUCCCAGCUGCCCCACAGCCUGCCUUUCCCCGGGCCCGGGAGCAGCAGAGGGCUCAGGUGCCAGCUCCGCCACUCCCUCCUGUCAGAGAGGGGAUGUGGAUUCAGGUGAGGGGGAGGUGCCAGGUGCGGGGGUGCCCUAUGUGCACGUGGUGGCCUACAGCCCUGCAGCUGCACCCCCCCCCCCCCCCGUUUCCCCCGCACUCAGCUUCGGAGCCAGUGGCAGCUUCUGGCAGCAGCUGUGUUGCAAGCAAAGGGCGUGGGGUCACGUGCACCCCAGCCCCUCUCCCUCACCUGGGUCCCCCAUCCAGAGAUACUAUUUAGCUGCACUCCGAAGUGGGUCUCAGAAGACAAGAGAGCGGGUGCCGCUGUGCCCAGGCACCACAGCACAGAGAGAGCGAGCGUGCUGCUCUCACAGGGGUUUCUCUCGUGAGCCCGGGCUAGCGCCACUGGGCCGCAAGAUGGACACGUGGACCCUGGAAGCACGGCUGCCUCGCAGGGAGGGAGCCUGGGCAAGACGCGCUUUGUGGUCGUAAGAGCACAGGAUGAAGUGGGGCCCAGUGGCCAGCUCUGCCCCGCCAGGUGGGGAGAAGCCCCUCUGGAAGCUGCUGUGUGACCAGACACUGGGCAGCCCAGGGCCCGGAGCCUUGCAGCCUGCCCUCUGCCCCAGCGUGGGAGUGAGCUGGCAUCACCACAGGAAGUUCCAUCUCCUGCCCCUGCACCCCGUCCAGCGGCCCAGGCCCAUGGUCUGCCAGAGCUGGAGCUGCGGGGAGAGCUGCUCCUGGGACUGCACCCUUUGCAGGCGCGGGCAGCAGAGCCGAAGUCCAGGCUUGCGUGGGGAAAGGCCGGUGUUUGUGCCCAGCUCCUCGCCCAUCGUGCCGCUGAGCGUCCUCCCCCAGAAGUGCAGUUGGCAAGGGUGCAGAAGACUCGCAGCAGCAGCAGGGCCGUGGGUGGAGCGCCGAGGACCAGGGCCCUUGGCUCAGCUGGCGGGGAAGCCGUCCUCCAGCGCCCCCUCCCCAGCCUCCUGCCCGGCAGAGCUGGAAGUGCCACGUGGCCCCGGGCCGUGCCCACAAGCGCGUGCAGGCGGUGCUUCCCGGAGCCCCUCGUGGUCCCUGGCAUCUUGUGAUCGAAAGGCCUAAGGUUCAAGAAACUAAAUGCAUUUUUCUGUGGACACACAAAAGGGCUGUUUUGUGCAGGGGAGGGCGGGAACGAUAGGCAUUCAGUCUUAAAACUUGCCUCAAACAAAGCAUGUCUACAACUUUCGCAUUUUUCUCACAAAAAAAAUUUAAUAUUCGGCAAGAGGUCGGAGUGGACCUAAAGCAGACAGACAUGAAGAAGUGGCGCAGCGCCUGAUAAAGAUGCGGGCUUAUUAACCACUGGCUGCGGGAGCGCUCCCAGCCUGUCCGGGGGUGCAGGCCGGACCCGAGGCCAACCAACGGCCAAGUAGCCCUUUGGGAGAGGCCGCGCCCUGCAGCCCCGAGGAGCCUGGAGGGUAAGAAAAAGAUGCACCUGCUGGCAGGGCGGAGCUGCCAGUGGAGAGGACCCGCCCCUCAGGCGAGGACAGCCCCCAGACAGAACGAGAUUAUCACACAGGUUCAUUCUGAAGAACAUUUUGCAUUUUAAUUAAAAAAAAGGAUUUAUGUCAGGAAAUAGUCAUUUACAAACCUUGACGUGUUUUUGCCUGGAUCUGGAGGAAGAAUGUCUUUAAGAAGAGGUUUGUAAGGUUUCUGUAACAAAGUGCUGUUAUUUACAAAAAAAAAAAACAAACAAACAAACAAACAAAAAAAACCCACCACCAACAAAAAGUUCCGUUGUCUGCGUCCUAUUUAAAAAUUUGGAACCAAGAGCCUGCGAUAGCAGUGGCGUGCCUGCCGCGGUAACCCGGGCAGGAGGCGGCCUUUCGUCUGGACGGAGCAGCGCGGGAGCCCUGGCCCAGUUGCACUUCAAAGCCCUCAGAGAGCACGCGCGGCCCAGCAGCCUUGGGGUCCGCACAGACCCCGUGCCCGCCCCGACCCCACUUGCCUGCGCGGUUCCUCCCGCACCAGAGGCGCACCGCAUCCCAUCGGGGCAGACCGGAGCACAACGCAGUGGGCCACAGGGGGCCUCUGCCCAAAGGACAGGUGGCGAGUCAGCAGCUGGUGAGAGUCUCGUAUCCAGACAGGUUUACAGUGACGCAAAAUAGUUUAGAAAAAUUUCUGUGGCGUCAAGUUCCCUUGAACUCAGAAUUUUAUAUCCAAGGAAUUUUCACCGAACAGAUGGGAGUUGGCUCUUACUUCUUCGACUUCCGUGUAGCCCAAGUAAAAACAGCAGUCAUUUCCUAGGUGUCGGUGGGGAACAGCAGUUGUUAGGACCCAUGGGUAUUGCUGCGGAUCAAAUACGGUACAAUAAUUACAAAAUAUAGACCAUCUCUUUACAAAUACAAAGUCGAGUAUGUUACAAGUCCUGUACAGGAAAUCUAUAAUUUUUAAACAAAUAGCGUAUCUAAGUUUA
This is a messenger RNA of Oryctolagus cuniculus (rabbit), 5670 nucleotides long. It is a transcript of the gene CHDH, whose product is annotated as choline dehydrogenase. Gene Ontology annotation, cellular component: mitochondrial inner membrane. The record is from RefSeq and is a predicted model, not a curated record. NCBI's taxonomy places the organism in Eukaryota, Metazoa, Chordata, Mammalia, Lagomorpha, Leporidae. Gene Ontology annotation, molecular function: flavin adenine dinucleotide binding; choline dehydrogenase activity.